AUGCCUCUGUACGAGGAGCGGCUCAUCAAUCCCCUCUCCGUCCGAUUCUCCCAGGACAGGAUGUGGGAGGAAUUCUCAGAUGGCCGCCAAGUAGAGGACACCGUGUGGGAGAUCUCUGCCAAGGACGGCGGACACGGCUAUGACCUCUUUCUCAGUCCCCCUUUUCCUUCGGUGGAGAUUGUCCGCCUCCGCCAGCAGCGGCGUGAGGGCUCCACGGGCGUCGUCAACGAGCGCGGCGAGCGCCUCUACGGUGAUGAGUCAUGGUUCACCUUCGACAACCGACGCCUCUACUGUCUCCAACGAGCUGCGCUCGAACAUUGGCCGCGCACCACCGCGGUGGUCGUGAAGGUCCUUUUCGACAUGCCAGACGUCCGCAGCGCGCGGCACAAGCCCAGCAGCCAGGGGAAAGUCGGACGAGAAACGUAG
Messenger RNA from Symbiodinium natans, 426 nucleotides. NCBI's taxonomy places the organism in Eukaryota, Dinophyceae, Suessiales, Symbiodiniaceae. The record is from the annotation of a GenBank genome assembly.